AUGUCUGGAUUGGUGGUGAACGAAGCAAGUGCUCCAGCAUCUCCAUCAACACCACCUGUUGUUGGGAACUUGGCGGGUGCGAAUGGAGGAAGUUUGUUGAAACGUCCGCGUGGUCGUCCACCCGGUUCGAUAACAAAACCAAAACCUGUUGGUGAAGGAAGUGCUGUCAAGCGUAAGCGGGGAAAGAAAAUCCCUAUUGAUAACCUUACGGUACAGUGUGCAACUUGUUUCAAAUGGAGGGUCGUUCCCUCGAUGGAGAUCUAUGAAGAUAUCAGGACACAUUUGGAGGAAGAACCUUUCUUCUGCGAUGUAGCAUGUCAAUGGAAACCAGGAAUGUCGUGUGAGGUUCCUGCCGAUAUAUCGAUGGAAGGUACAAAACUUAUCUGGGCUCUUGAGAGCCAUUUGAUCCCUCGCCCACACGCUGGAUGGAGGCGUCUGACGCAUAUCAGAAGCGAAGGAGGACUACGUUUCGCUGAUAUCUAUUAUAUCACUCCUUCAGGACAGAAGCUUCGAUCAAGAAAGGAGGUCAAAAGGUACUUGAAAGAAAACCCACAAUACAUAAUAGAAGGGAUGAAGAUUAAGGCACAGGUUAAGAAACAUUUCUCGUUCAAAAUCCCGAAACCACUGCAAACGGACUAUGUGAGGAAGCGCCCAGCUCGAAAAAUGAAUCCAAAUGGUAAUUCAAACGCCAUCGUAGCUGCUGGAGAAGCAGGUCCAUCAAGAUCUCUAAAUACAUGCUUAGCCAUACAGAUUUACCACCCACCUGAGGAGUCUCAACUCCAUGAAUCUGCAUCGAGAUCUCCAGAUGAACGCUUAGCAUUGGUAAUAUACCAGCCGCCUGAGGAGCUCAACUCCAUGAAUCGGCAUCAAGAUCUCCAGAUGAACAAUGCUUAG
Microthlaspi erraticum is the source of this 894-nucleotide messenger RNA. The record is from the annotation of a GenBank genome assembly. NCBI's taxonomy places the organism in Eukaryota, Viridiplantae, Streptophyta, Magnoliopsida, Brassicales, Brassicaceae.